UGUAGAUGAAUAAAGUGGCGAAUGAGGCAUUCGGAGAGGGGAACGAUCCGUACAUGGACACGGACAUCAGGGGAAUGAAUGUCAUCUUUCCACGUUCCGGACAAAGAAAGAUUGGCAACACACUUGAAAUCAUCGGAUUCAUGCAGUUCCCCAGAGAUAAAUAUGAGGGCUACGAAGGGAAUCCAGGAGAGAAUCCAGCAGAUAAGAUGCGGGAAACUUUAAAGGAUAAGGUGGAUGCGAUUCUUGGUCAAAUGAGUGAUUCAUUGCCGGACUCACUCGGGGAAAAUCCCAAUUUGAACUAUGAUAUCAACUCUGGGUUAAAGAUGAAGCCGUACUUUGAUUCAGAGAUUGACUGGAGGGACUGUGAAUCUUCUAUAAGGUAUCGUGAGCCUGACCCAAGCGAGGAGGAGGAAGAUGCAUGGAGUCCUCCGCGUUCAGAGAGCAUUGCAAUUGAAGAAUUUGAGCAGAGGGGUAUACCUCGUCCUCGCCUGAUCAGCCUUCCAUCCCAUCGUCCCUUUUCGUAUCUAGAAAGAUUUCUGGAAAACGUACAGGGACAGUUUGACCCCCAUCGCCAUGAACGCCCGCCCUAUCCUCCUGUAGAGUCCCAAUCCUCAGUGAGUCUCUCGCCUCUCAUCUGA
This is a messenger RNA of Darwinula stevensoni, 638 nucleotides long. The record is from the annotation of a GenBank genome assembly. NCBI's taxonomy places the organism in Eukaryota, Metazoa, Arthropoda, Ostracoda, Podocopida, Darwinulidae.